AAUCGGCCUUUAAAGCUAUUUCGUCAUUUUGAUGCUUGUAAUAACAAAUGUUUUUUUCGUCAUUUUUGCCUGUAUUAAAUAUAUAGGACAAUGAAAAGGAAGUCCUAGCUUAGUAGUAGAAGCACACAAUUCCUUAAUUAGUGUAGCAAUCAUGAUUGACUUAUCAACAGUGUUUCUGUUAGUUUGUGGACUUGGUCUCUACAUUCUGUGGAGAAAGACCACCAGAAAUGCCACACUGCCACCGGGACCACCGACAACACCAUUUCUGGGAAACUUAAACGUGAAGUUAGACAAUUUACCAGAAGCUUUCAGAGAAUAUAGACUAAAGUAUGGUGAUGUGUUUAGUUUAAUAUUAGGAUCCAAAACAAUGGUCGUAGUUAAUGGACUAGAAACACUCAAAGAAGUGUUCAUAAAAAAUGGAGAUGUGACGUCAGAUCGUCCUGAUAUGUUUAUUGCGAAGGAAAUUGGUCAUUAUAAAGGUAUUGCAAGUUCGUCUGGUUCCCGAUGGAAAGAACACAGAACCUUUACAAUAGGAGCACUACGCGAGUUUGGGUUUGGUAAGAGGAGUUUGGAAUCAAAGAUAAUGGAAGAGGUUGAAGUCUUGAUGAAGGUCAUUGGAGACAAAAAUGGAACACCGUUCUUCAUCAGAGGACUUUUGACCUUAUGUGUUUCCAAUAUAAUGUGUUCAAUAAACUUUGGUCAACGUUAUGAACACACUGACAAGUUUUUCAUGUCGCUUUUGGAAAAAAUUAAUCAAAACCUGAGCAACACCAAUAUAAUGUUUGUGGCUACCAUUUUUCCAUUUCUCAAACAUAUUCCCUAUGAUCCUUUUGGCUUAAAACGCAAUCUUCGUAAUGCUGAUGACGUGGAAAAACAUCUAACGCUUGUCAUAAAGGAACAUGAGGAGACAUAUGAUGAAAAACAUCUACGGGAUUAUGUUGAUAUCUACCUGAAAAGAAUGAAAUCAGAGAGAGGCAAUCCAGAAUCCACGUUUGAUCAUGAGCAGCUUCUAAAAACAAUAGGCGACUUGUUUGUAGCGGGAACUGAAACGACAUCAACAGCUGUGCAGUGGUUUAUAGUUUUGUUAAUAAAUCACCCGGAAGUUCAAAACUUAAUGCGACAAGAAAUCAGUGAUGUCAUUGGAACAUCUAGAUAUCCAUGUAUGGAAGAUAGGGGAAAACUACCUUAUACGGAAGCCGUUUUACAUGAAGUUCUGAGAUUCGGAUGCAUUGGCCCUCUUGCUGUUCCACAUGGGUUAACUAAAGAUUUCAAUUACAAGGGUCACGUGAUCCCAAAAGACACAAUUCUUAUACCUAAUUUGCAUUCUGUGCUGUAUGAUCCUGACAUUUUUGAAGAACCAGAAACGUUUAGACCUACAAGAUUCUUGGAUGCAGAUAGAAAGCUUGUGAAUGUAGAUAAAGUUUUAGUCUUCAGUCUGGGACGAAGAGUAUGUCCUGGCGAGUCAUUAGCCAGAAUGGAGUUUUUCCUGUUUACAACUUCACUUGUGCAAAGAUUCAAACUUCUGCCAUCAGAUCCAAAUCAUUUGCCUUCUACAAAGGGAAAGCUAGGCAUUACGUUGGCUCCAGAAGAAUACUCCUUUCGUGCAGUUGAAGUUGAAUCCCUAAAUACGUUGUAGUGUAAAUGGUUUCUCUAUAAUCAUAGCUCCAAUUAUACUAAUUUACAUAAUAUUAUAAUAAAAAAUAUUUUUAUCGC
Mytilus californianus (California mussel) is the source of this 1713-nucleotide messenger RNA. Its product is annotated as cytochrome P450 2C27-like. The coding region runs from base 152 to 1636 and encodes 494 amino acids. Gene Ontology annotation, molecular function: iron ion binding; oxidoreductase activity, acting on paired donors, with incorporation or reduction of molecular oxygen, reduced flavin or flavoprotein as one donor, and incorporation of one atom of oxygen; heme binding. NCBI's taxonomy places the organism in Eukaryota, Metazoa, Mollusca, Bivalvia, Mytilida, Mytilidae. Gene Ontology annotation, cellular component: intracellular membrane-bounded organelle; cytoplasm. The record is from RefSeq and is a predicted model, not a curated record. Gene Ontology annotation, biological process: xenobiotic metabolic process. The transcript is spliced from 4 exons.